Lactuca saligna is the source of this 819-nucleotide messenger RNA. Lineage: Eukaryota; Viridiplantae; Streptophyta; Magnoliopsida; Asterales; Asteraceae. The record is from the annotation of a GenBank genome assembly.
AAACGAGUUUGAUCGAGUUCUUUUUCUCAAGUUGUUUAUUGUAAUUACAACAAGAGAAAAAGAACUCUGUUCACAAAAAAAAAAAAUGGCCGGAGGGUUUGUAGCAACAACACAAAAAUGUGCAGUUUGUGAUAAAACUGUAUAUUUGGUUGAUAAGCUAGCAGCCAAUCAACGUAUUUAUCACAAAGCCUGUUUCCGAUGCCAUCAUUGCAACCGUACCCUCAAGCUUAGCAACUUCAAUUCUUUCGACGGAGUGGUGUAUUGCAAGCCUCACUUCGAUCAACUCUUCAAGAGAACUGGCAGCUUGGAAAAGAGCUUUGACGGAACACCAAAGUUCAAGAUCGAAAAACCAGUUAACGCUGAGAAUGCAGCCAAGGUCUCAAAUUUAUUCGGGGGUACCAGAGAGAAAUGUGUUGGGUGUUCCAAGACCGUUUAUCCAACUGAAAGGGUUACUGUUAAUGGAUCUGCAUACCAUAGAAGCUGUUUCAAGUGCUGCCAUGGCGGGUGCACCAUAAGCCCUUCAAAUUACAUUGCUCAUGAGGGCAGGUUGUAUUGCAAGCAUCACCAUAUUCAACUCUUCAAGUCUAAAGGAAACUAUAGCCAACUUGAGGUCAAUGGAGAAGAAUCUGCUCCUGCUCCUGCUCCUGAAUCAUAAAUUUGAAAUACGUUUGUUAUUAUAAUUGCUCGAUUUUAAUUCACUGGUCUGGAGCUACACCAUGAAAGAUCAAAAGAUUGUAAUGGAGGAUUUUGUUGUCCAACACUACAAUGUGUUGUAUAUUAUGAGUUUAUGACUAUUCAUUCUAAUGAUAACAAGCUACC